AUGACUUACAAGGCCACCCUCAACUUGGUUUCUACUCAGCAGAAACUGGUCCCCAACUUCAGUUGCAUUCACCAGGAAAAAAUUAUAGCAGUCAUUGGAGGGCUUUUCUCUGAAACCUCUGCGGAUAUGGCCACCAUAUUGAACAUCUACAAAACUCCUCAGGUGCUGCCCCUUUCUGUCUGCAAUGACCACUGUCAUCCUGGCUACAGCAAGAGAAAGAAGGAAGGGGAGAAAUUUUGCUGCUAUGAUUGUACCCCAUGUCCAGAGGGGAUGAUAUCGGAGAAGAAUGUCUUAGUGUUUGCAAUUUUUGUGAAGCACAAAGACACUCCCAUAGUCAAAGCUAAUAACAGGAGCCUCACCUACAUUCUCCUCAUCUCCCUUCUUCUUUGCUUCAUCUGCCCCUUGUUCUUCAUUGGACAGCCUGUAAAUCUGACCUGCCUUCUCCGCCAAACAACUUUUGGCAUUGUCUUCUCUGUGGCCCUUUCCAGUGUGCUAGCCAAAACCAUCACUGUGGUUCUGGCUUUCAUGGCUUCAAAACCAGGAUCCAAGGUUAAAACAUGGAUAGGGAAAAGACUCACAAAUGCUAUUGUCCUAUCUUGUUCCUUUAUUCAAGCUGGUAUUUGUAUGCUUUGGUCAGCUACAUUUCCUCCAUUUCCAGACAAGGACAUGCACUCAGUUAAUGCAAAAAUUACAGUGGCAUGUAAUGAAGGUUCAUCCACCAUGUUUUACUGUGUCUUGGGCUAUCUGGGCUUCUUGGCAAUUGCCAGCUUCACUGUAGCUUUCCUGGCCAGGAAGUUACCUGACAGUUUCAAUGAAGCCAAGUUCAUCACUUUCAGCAUGUUGGUCUUUUGCAGUGUUUGGAUGUCUUUUGUUCCAACGUACUUGAGCUCUAAGGGGAAAUAUAUGGUGGCUGUGGAGAUCUUCUCCAUCUUAUCCUCCAGUGCUGGCUUGCUCAGUUGUAUUUUUUUCCCAAAAUGCUAUAUCAUUGUUCUGAAGCCACAGCUGAACAACAAGGAACAUUUAUUAAGGAAACAGAAUGAAAGAAUUUAA
Molecule: messenger RNA, 1050 nt
Organism: Eublepharis macularius
Lineage: Eukaryota; Metazoa; Chordata; Lepidosauria; Squamata; Eublepharidae
Product: vomeronasal type-2 receptor 26-like
Exons: 3
Coding region: 1-1050 (349 amino acids)
Biological process (GO): G protein-coupled receptor signaling pathway
Cellular component (GO): membrane
Molecular function (GO): G protein-coupled receptor activity
Source: RefSeq, a predicted model, not a curated record